Stylonychia lemnae is the source of this 2583-nucleotide messenger RNA. The record is from the annotation of a GenBank genome assembly. Lineage: Eukaryota; Ciliophora; Spirotrichea; Sporadotrichida; Oxytrichidae.
AUGGACUUUAAAAGGGGCUAACCAUACAGAUAAGGUGGCUUUUAAUAGCAAUAAAGAGGCGGCUUUCAAGGCCCAUAGAGAUCUAAUAUCUCUUAGCAAUAUUAAUAAUAUCCAAUAAAACUUAUUACCAAUAACUUCAAGAUCACAAGGCAUAAGGAUCAUGGAGUUAUCUAUACCUAUUCAGUUGAUUUUAUACCAGGAGCGAUAGUCGGUGGAAAGAGCGCAUUCACACUAUCAGAAUAAGAUUUACAAAAAUUGAAGGAAGAUGAAGCUAAUAUGAGUUUAUCAAAAAUAUCUUAAUCAACCGACUUAACUACUGUGGGUAACCUAGAGAACUAUUAAAGAUUCAAAAUUAUGGCAAUCCAGAGAGAGUCACUUAGGAAGAUAUUCGGUAAUCAUGUGUUCAUAGGCACUAAUAUGUUUUCUACAGCUUUAAUUGAAGAGGAAAUAUCUGUUGAAACUUAAAAACCUUUCCUGGGAAGGUAAUAUACAAUAGUUUUUAAGAAAGUUUCUGAAUUUAUGUUUGAUGAUCUUGGAAAGUUGAAAAUGGAGGAUCAUCCAGUUGCUCUUGGAUUUAUCAACAAUAUAAUAAAGAGCUGCUUGAGAAGUUCAAAUCUUGUCUAAAUUGGGAGGACUCCAAGAUUUUUCGACCCAGACAAGAGUAAAUUUCAUAAGCAAGUUCAAAUAUGGCCAGGAUUCUUUACCUCUUCUUGGAUAUUUUAGAGUGGGCUGUAUUUGAUCAUUGAUAAUAUCUCCAAAUAUCUUUCAAAUGAUAACUGCUACUCAAUUAUUGAUGAAAUGCUUGCUAAGCAUGAAAGUCAAGAAUACAUUAGCAGAGAAUUUGAAGGAAGCAUUGUAAUGGUUUGCUAUGGACAGAGAAGAACAUAUAAAGUCUAACGAAUCAGAUGGGAUUUAUCGCCUAAAACCUAUUAUUUCAAUAGUGGAGAAGACAAUAAAAGAUCUAGUAUGCUUGAAUACUUGAUUAAGGCUUAUGGUACACCAUUAACAUAUGCUAAUCAACCAUUGCUAGAAAUUAAAUAAAAGCGACAAUCCAUAUUUCUACCACCAGAGUUAUGUAUUAUGGUUGGACUACCUCCAAGUGUAAGAAAUGACAUGAGAGUUUAAAUUGAGAUUAGGAAAAAGAUAUUUUAGGAACCUGCAGAGAGAUUAUAAAAUCUUGAAUCUCUGAGCAAAAAACUUUCACUAUAAAAAGAUCUAAAAGAUUGGAACCUUGAAAUAAGUUAGUAAUCUGAUUAGAUAGACGCCCAAGUUUUGAAAAGACCUUUAAUCUAUGAUAACAUAGAAAGUCAGCAAAGCCAACAUGCCGAUAAUAGUGUCUUAAGAACAAUUGUUCAUCAACCAAUAGACUUAGAAAAAUGGGCAAUAUUCUGCGCCGAGAGAGAUCUCUAGUAUGCUUAGAUGGUUUAAGACAAGUUUUAUCAAAUAUCAAAUCAAAACAAUCUCAAUAUAUUUGUUGAGUAUGGUGAUAUAGUUUCCUUGAAUAAUUAGUCAACAAUAGAAGAUUAUAAAGAUGCUAUUAGAUCAUAUUUCAAAGAGUAUCUGAAAUAUGAUCCUGCUAAAAAAGCUUCAAUCCCUAUAAGCAAUAAUAAAGUUUAGUUUUUCCUUGUAAUUAUACCAGAAUUCGUAAAAAAAGAAAAAUUCUACAUUGCUUUGAAAAAUAUUAUAAACUCAAGCUAUCCAGUCAUCUCUCAAUUCGUUACAGUCAAGACAUUAAGCUUAUACAAAGACAGAGUCUAUAUGAAUAUUCUCAGGUAAAUUAAUGCAAAGCUUGGAGGAGAUUUAUGGAGAAUGAAGUUUAGUGAAGAGAUUCCAGAAAGAACUAUGGUAUUUGGAAUUGAUGUUUGUCAUAAAGGAAGGUAGAGUGUUAUUGGAUUUGUAGCCACAUAUGAUAAAUAUCUCUGCAAAUAUUAUACUCAAGCUAGUCCUUAACCUGUAAAAGGAUAAGAAAUUAUUUCUUCCAGCAUUUUAGCUGAAUAUUUUUCUGGGUCUUUUGAUGCUUAUAAGGAAUUCAAUAACGGAACCCUGCCAGAGCACAUAUUUAUUUAUAGAGAUGGUGUUGGUGAUGCAACUAGAUAGAUAGUAAUUGACGAAGAAAUAGUAUAACUUAGAAAGACGUUUCAGAAUUACUUUAAAGAUGCUGAUGGCAAAGUCAACGAACCAACUCUUACUCUAAUCUUUGUUAAUAAGCGUGUUAGAUAAAGAUUCUUUUAAAUGCAAGGUAAUAGCAUUCAAAACCCACCUGCUGGUACCUGUGUUGACUAGGGUUUUGUGGAAUAGUCAGAGGUAAUAAAUGGCAAAUUCGAUUUCUUUUUGGUACCUCACUAGGCAACUCAAGGUGCAGUCAAACCCACUCAUUUUUAUGUUGGAGAGAAUAAUUCAAAGAUCCCUAAAGCUGCAAUAAUAAACUUCACAUAUGCACUGUGCUAUGGUUACUAUAACUGGCCUGACUCAAUUAAAGUUCCCGCACCAUGCAUGCUUGCUGAUAAACUUGCUAUGUACAGAACAGAAGUUGGUAACAUACCAGCUGUCGUAGAUAUGCACAAACUCCCCUUCUUUCUGUGA